This is a messenger RNA of Rasamsonia emersonii CBS 393.64, 861 nucleotides long. Its product is annotated as 2-(S)-hydroxypropyl-CoM dehydrogenase. NCBI's taxonomy places the organism in Eukaryota, Fungi, Ascomycota, Eurotiomycetes, Eurotiales, Trichocomaceae. The transcript has 2 exons. Bases 1 to 861 code for a protein of 286 amino acids. The record is from RefSeq and is a predicted model, not a curated record. Gene Ontology annotation, molecular function: oxidoreductase activity.
AUGUCUUCCAUCGCAGUCAUCACCGGCGGAGCAGGCGGCAUCGGGCGCGCCAUCGCCGCCAAACUCGCCGAAUCACACUCGCACGUCGUGCUGGUAGACAUCGACGAGGUUCGCACCAAGACCGCAGUCGACGAGCUCAAUCGCGACCGAGGCAGCGACAAUAACAAGUUCAGCAUGGCCAUCUGCGACGUGACGAAUCCCGACAGCGUCGCCGCCAUGGCGCAACAGGUCCUCUCGCUGGGCGCCGUGCGCACGCUGGUCAACAACGCCGGAGCCACGCGCGUCGACUCGCUGCACGACAUGACGCCCGAGGCGUGGCGGCGCGAAACGGCGCUGAAUCUCGAUGCGGCGUUCCUGUGUUUCCAUGCGUUCGAGGACGCGCUGAAGGAAAGCAAGGGGUGCGUCGUCAACAUCGCCUCCGUGAACGGUCUGUCCGUGUUCGGGAACCCGGCCUACAGCGCUGCGAAAGCAGGCCUCAUCCACCUCACGCACUUGAUCGCCGUUGAAUAUGGCCAGUACGGCAUCCGCGCGAAUGCUGUCGCCCCCGGCACGGUUCGCACACCGGUGUGGGAGCGCCGCGUGCGCGAAAACCCGCGCAUCUUCGAGAACACAAUGGAGUGGUAUCCGCUGAAACGCGCCAUCGAGCCCGAGGAUGUGGCCAACGCGGUGGCUUUCCUGGCCAGUCCGCAGGCGGCGGCCAUAACAGGCAUAAGACUGAAUGAGUAUAAGUUUGUAAAUCUCACUCUAACUGAUAUCAAGUUCAUUGAUGAGGAUGGGCGUCAAGUGGUUACAGUUAUGUAUCAAUUUGCCCAGUUCGAUAUUCUUAAACUAAAAGCAGAAAGGUUCACGAGAAAGUACUAA